Cuscuta campestris is the source of this 2626-nucleotide messenger RNA. The record is from the annotation of a GenBank genome assembly. Lineage: Eukaryota; Viridiplantae; Streptophyta; Magnoliopsida; Solanales; Convolvulaceae.
CGUCAAGACUCAGGCAUGUAUGUGGUCAUGGGUUGAAAACAUAAAAACCAUUUCCAGAGGAACAAUAAAGCAAUCCCAGAGGGUCGCGACAAGCUGCGCUGCGCAUCCAUUAUUGGAACGUGGGUGGUUCACACAACUUCCCGCGAACCUUCAUCCUCAUCUUCAUCUUCCAGUCGCCGGUAUUUCCAGGAACAAGACUCCAUCUUUCUGCCGCUACUUCCUUUCGUCUCCUCGCUUUUUUGCUCCCUUUCUUCUUCUGGGUAUUUGCUCAUUCAUCGAUCGAUUUGAUCCAAAUCCCCCCCCCCCCCUUUUAUUGUCUCGCGUCCCCAGAUUCUCAUCGUUUCCGUCUAACUUUGGAUGCUCGUAAUCCUUUUCAGUGAAAUCUGAGAAAUUCUUCUCGAACCCCAUGACGAGCCAGUAAUGGAAGAGGAAGAAAACCUGAUUGCCGCCCUGCAACACAUCGCCAAUUCGUUGGGGGCGAAGAGGAAUUUGACAGAAGAUGCCAGGAAGAAAUUAGCAGAUCUGGGCAUUCAGUUGGCCUCCAUAACUAGAGCCAACACAGAGGACAACUGUGUUGGUCAUCAGGAGGAUGGGGUUAGUGAGUAUGAAGAGCAGCUGAACGCUUUGCAGGCCAAGAUCAUGAGCUGGGAUGGAAAUCCUUCCCUGUUAUGGGACUUUGGGGCCGAAGAGGCCUACGGGUAUCUGAGAUCCGUGGACGAAGCUCGAAAGCUAGCUGAAAAGCUGGAGAGUUUAUGCCCGGAGAAGGACGGUAGGGAGGCUGAUCUUCUUAGGAGGGUUCAUGAUGUUCUUCAGACUGCAAUGACUAGGCUGGAAGAUGAGUUUAUGCAUUUGCUGGUCAACAACAGGCUUCCCUUUGAGCCGGAACACAUGUCUUUCCGUUCCACCGAAGAGGACACGGUGGACGGGAGCUCCAUCAUCUCCUUCGGGGAGGAGUCCGUUGACGAUGGGGCUCACAGGGAUAGCAUGAGCCGUAGCUCGGAGGAUUACGUCGUCGAGCUCGUCCACCCGGAUGUGAUCCCAGACCUGAAAUGCAUUGCCAAUCUGAUGUUCGAUUCGAAUUACGGGCGUGAAUGCAGCCAGGCGUUCAUCAAUGUGAGGAAAGACGCGCUGGACGAUUGCCUCUUCACCCUAGAAGUUGAGCAGCUGAGCAUUGAGGACGUGCAGAGGAUGGAAUGGAGCUCGUUGAACUCCAAGAUGAGGAGGUGGGUCCGGGCGUUCAAGAUCUUCGUGCGAAUCUACCUCGCCAGCGAGAAAUGGCUCGCCGAUCAGAUAUUCAGCGAGACCGGCUCCGCAGGCUCCGUCUGCUUCGCAGAGUCGUCGAAAACCUCGCUCCUGCAGCUCCUGAAUUUUGGCGAGGCGGUGUCUAUCGGCCCAAAAAAGCCCGAAAGGCUUAUUCGGGUCCUGGACAUGUACGAGGUGCUAACAGACCUCAUACCCGAGAUCGAUUCCUUGUACUUCGACGAUGCUGGGUUGUGCUUGAGGACCGAGUGUCGCCACGUCCUCGCGAGUUUGGGUACUUGCGCGAAAUCCACAUUUCUUGAAUUCGAAAAUGCCGUUGCGUCCAACGCGUCCGCGAAUGCCUUCCCCGGCGGCGGGGUCCAUCCCAUCACAAAGUAUGUGAUGAACUACAUGAGGGCCCUCAUGGAUUACAGUAGGAUCCUUAGCGGGCUUCUCAAGGACGAAGAACGGGAGGAUCCAGUAACGUAUUCGCCCGACACGAGCCCGUCGAGCGAAGAUGAUGUCAUCCGUGGAAGCCCGUAUAGUUCCUCAAUGGCUUCCCACUUCCAGUCCUUCAUUUCAACUCUGGAAUCAAACUUGGAGUCCAGGUCAAAGAUGUACAAAGAUGAAGCUCUGAAACACCUCUUCUUGAUGAACAAUCUCCAUUACAUUGCGGAGAAGGUGAAGAAGAGCUCAGAGCUAAGAACAGUUCUAGGGGACAACUGGAUUCGGAAGUGCAACGGGAAGUUCCAGAAGCACGCGAGGAGCUACGAGAGAGCGACUUGGAGCUCCAUACUGUAUCUGAUCCGGGACGAAGGGAUUCUGGAUCCCGGGUCCAAUUCCGUCUCCAGAACUCUCCUCAAAGAACGUCUGCACAGCUUCUACCUGGCGUUUGAAGAGGUUUACAAGAACCAGACCGGGUGGUCCGUACCGGACCGGCAACUCCGCGACGACCUCAUCAUCACCACGUCGCUGAUGGUGAUCCAGGGGUACCGGACGUUCGUGGGGCGGCACGCGUCAAAUAUAAGUGACAAGCAUAUCAAGUACAGUGCUGAUGACCUUGAAAACUACUUGCAGGAUCUGUUUGAAAAAACUCCCAAAUCAUUGCAUGGCUCUCACAGGAAGUGAUGGAGAAGAAGAUGGAACAGAUACAUACAGAGAAAUGGCAGUAAAAGAAUUUUUCUUAACCAUUUUAUUGCCAUUUUUUUAUGUGAUCAUAUAGUGUUACAUUUGGUGUGGUAAUUUCUUACCCAGUUUAAUGUUGUUUUUAUCUGUAGCCAAGUUUUUGCAUCAUUUGGUGUGAUUGUUUGUUUGUAUGUACAACUAUUUGUUAAGCCAUUUUUACUAGUGUAAGAUUCUUGGGUGUCAACAAAUGGAUGUCCUGAAU